CCGCCGCCCGGAGCCCCGCAAUAUGCCGCCGCGGCCCUCUGGCUCUCGGCCAUGGCGAGGUUCUGCCGGCGCGUCCCCUGCACCCUGCUCCUCGGCCUGGCCGCGGUGCUGCUGAAGGCCAGGCUGGUGCCCGCGGUCGCCAGAGCCGAACUCAGCCGCUCCGAUCUCAGUCUCAUCCAGCAGCAGCAGCAGCAGCAGCAGCAGCAGCAGAGGCAGCGGGAGGAGGCAGAGGAGGAGAGGCCAGAGGUGCCAGCGGCAUCCUCUACCUUGACUGUUCCAGUGUCUGUAUUUAUGCUGAAAGUCCAAGUGAAUGACAUCAUCAGCCGGCAGUAUCUGAGUCAAGCAGUUGUAGAAGUGUUUGUAAACUACACGAAGACAAAUUCUACAGUAACUAAAAACAAUGGAGCAGUGUUGAUAAAAGUACCUUAUAGGUCAGGACUCAGCUUAACCAUUAUUGCUUACAAAGAUGGUUACGUGUUGACUGCGCUACCGUGGAAGACUGGAAGAAUGCCAAUAUAUUCAUCAGUCACACUUUCACUGUUCCCGCAAAGCCAAGCAAAUAUAUGGCUAUUUGAAGACACUGUUUUAAUCACUGGAAAACUAGCGGAUGCCAAAUCACAACCAAGUGUUCAGUUUUCAAAGGCCUUAAUUAAACUCCCUGAUAACCAUCAUAUUAGCAAUGUUACUGGCUAUCUCACAGUUCUACAGCAGUUUCUAAAAGUGGACAAUUUUCUGUACACAACUGGAAUUACACUCAAUAAACCAGGUUUUGAAAACAUUGAGCUGACUCCUCUUGCUGCAAUAUGUGUGAAAAUAUAUUCUGGAGGGAAAGAAUUAAAGGUGGAUGGCUCUAUUCAAAUUUCUCUUCCACUUCUACAUACAAAUGAUAUAAAUGUGGGAGAUCGCAUACCAGCCUGGACAUUUGAUAUGAACUCAGGUGCUUGGGUAAAUCAUGGCUGGGGAAUAGUCAAAGAAUAUAAUAAUCACUUCAUUUGGACAUAUGAUGCACCACAUCUGGGAUACUGGAUAGCAGCUCCACUUCCUGGAUCUAGAGGUUCAGGUGUAAAUGAAGAUUCCAAGGACAUAACUGCCUACCACACAGUGUUUCUCACGGCCAUAUUAGGAGGAACAAUAAUCAUUGUCAUUGGAUUUUUUAUUGUUCUGCUUUGUUACUGCAGGGGUAAAUGUGGUGCUCCACAGAAGAAAGAAAGAAAUAUCACUAAACUUGACGUUCUCAAGAGAGAUCAGACAACCUCAACAACGCAUAUAAAUCACAUCAGUUCAGUCAAAGUUGCAUUAAAAGCUGAAGAAAAGUCACAAUUAUUCAAGGCCAAAAAUUCCUCCUACAGCCCUCCAAAGGAGGAGCCGUCCACUGCAGAAGCAGAAGAAAGAAUUUCAAUGGUGAAAACUCGGGACAAUUUUAAGAUCUACAAUGAAGAUGUUUCAUUUCUAUCAGUCCAUCAGAACAAUUACUCAAGAAACACAGCACCGUCAUUGGAGCCCAAUGUGGGGUCCAAACAGCCUAAACAUGUUAACAACAAUGUCCCUUCAUCGUUAGGUGAUGCACAAGAGGAAAAGAGGUAUCUUGCAGGCAGUGAGGAGGUGUAUGGGCAUUCCCACAUUCCUGAGCAGCUUAUGCAUAUCUACAGCCAGCCCAUUGCCAUCCUUCAGACAUCUGACCUUUUCUCUACUCCAGAGCAGCUGCAUGCUGCCAAAUCAGCUACUUUGCCAAGAAAGGGACAAUUAGUCUAUGGCCAACUCUUAGAACCAGUGAACAGAGAGAACUUUACCCAGACAUUGCCCAAAAUGCCAAUGCAUUCUCAUGCACAGCCCCCAGAUGCCAGAGAAGAGGAUAUGGUUCUUGAAGGUCAACAGAGCUUACCCUCCCAGACUUCAGAUUGGAGCCGAUAUUCCAACAGCCUCCUGGAGUCCGUCUCUGUUCCUGGAACACUAAAUGAAGCGGUGGUAAUGACUCCGUUUUCAUCAGAGCUUCAAGGAAUUUCAGAACAGACCCUCCUAGAGCUGUCCAAAGGGAAGCCCUCUCCUCACCCUAGAGCCUGGUUUGUUUCUCUGGAUGGGAAGCCAGUUGCACAGGUGAGGCAUUCCUUCAUAGACCUGAAGAAGGGCAAGAGAGCUCAGAGCAAUGAUACGAGCCUGGACUCCGGAGUGGAUAUGAAUGAGCAUCACUCCAGCCGCAAGCUGGAGAGGGAGAAAACGUUUAUCAAAAGCAUGCAUCAGCCCAAAAUUCUUUACUUAGAAGACUUAGACCUGAGCAGCAGCGAGAGUGGAACUACUGUCUGCUCCCCUGAAGACCCAGCUCUACGGCACGUCCUCGAUGGAGGCAGCGGAGUCAUCAUGGAGCACCCUGGGGAAGAGUCGCUAGGGAGAAAAAGCGCUAUUGAAGAUUUUGAAGCCAACACAUCCCCCACUAAAAAAAGGGGCAGACCACCGCUAGCCAAAAAAGACAGCAAGACGAAUAUUUGGAAGAAACGAGAAGAACGCCCCCUGAUUCCCAUGAAUUAAUUCUGACAGUAGCUGUGUUUCUGCUGUCUUGUGCUGUUGUUCUUGCUUCUUGUUGACAGUCGCUGUCUGAACUUAAGAAGU
This is a messenger RNA of Ochotona curzoniae (black-lipped pika), 2604 nucleotides long. RefSeq names its product family with sequence similarity 171 member B (gene FAM171B). NCBI's taxonomy places the organism in Eukaryota, Metazoa, Chordata, Mammalia, Lagomorpha, Ochotonidae. The record is from RefSeq and is a predicted model, not a curated record. The coding region runs from base 52 to 2523 and encodes 823 amino acids. The transcript is spliced from 8 exons.